CGGUUAAGGAGGCGACUUAUAUGGGUCCCUGCCGUGCUGACUGUUUUAAUGAUUCAUUGGGCUUAUCCAAGUUCAGUCGCAGUUCAUCCUAUAGAUACUCCGGAUCCCGAUCAUCCGAUCCAACGAUCAGGUGUCGUUCGUGUAGAUGACGGAAGAGACGAAGAGCAUGGGGUUCUAAAUAUAGUACCAGUUGGUCAUCCCGGUGAUGGAGAUAGGGAUACCGAUGAGGAUAAGGAUCAGCAUAAGGAUGAUAUGUGGCAUCCUACGUUAGAUCUUAUGCAAUGGGAGGUGCAAGACAGGUCGAGAUCCGCAGCAGUAGAUUCUGAAGGAUCGUCUGAAGUUUCCGAUGAAGAUUCCCCUGAAGGUUCUGCUGAAGAUCCCGUCGAGCGCUCUAAUUGGGAGAGGUUGCUGACGGUGAAGGCGUCGAACUACGGGGAUGCAUCCUUGCCACGUGUCGCGACAGCAGCACAGGGCGGGGGGAGGAAGGUGGUCCCCACCACGUCGGAUUCUUCCCUUAGUUCAGGCAUCGAGAACCUUGCCAACGAUCAUGGCCAGGUGGAGAGAAUCCCGCUCGCCACUCGUCCCGCCGCCGCCUCCGCUAGCGUGACCGGGCAAUCGCCCUCGAAGGUGGAGGGUAGGGAGAGCAAGGAGAGUGGGGAGAGUGGUGGUCCCCACCACCACACACAGCUGCUCCUGGGGCCUGGGGGGGAGAAUGCCUCCCUCACACCUAUUCUAGAUGAGAAUUGGCGGGAAGAGGAGAAAGUGGCGGUAGAGGGGUGUACCACCCCCUACGCUCUGAAGCCCUUUCUUGAUCGACUGGCGGUAAACAAUACUAUCGUGAUUUGCACGAUGAAUUGGGGAUUUCGCGCGCUUUUCGUUAAUUGGUUGAUCUCUGUGGAUAAGAUCGGGAUGUCGGAGAACGUGCUGGUGUUCGCCGAGGAUGUUGUUUCUUGGACAUUCCUAGAGAAUCACUGGCCAGGUCACGCGGUGCUGUUGUGCCGCAGCGCGCCGAGCGGGAUCCCGACAUCCGAUUCGCCUGCUGGUGCGGCGGCGGCGCGCAGCGCCGAGGGUACCAGCAGUAGGACUACGGGAUCGCGGGACAUCCCGAGGGAGCUGGGAGUGCAGUAUUGGAACUCGGAGGGGUACGGUAAAGUUGUGAGGGGGAGGCCAUUCAACAUCCUUGCCUGCCUCCGGCAUGGCUACUCCGUGCUGUACACAGAUGUCGACACGGUGUUCAUGAAGAACCCGAUCCCGUUCAUAACGGGACAAACAGGAGGAGGAGGAGUGGGCGGAGGAGACGGAGAGGGAGAGAUGGGGGAAGGGAGAGGUACUAGAACAAGAGAGGAAGGAGGAGGAGGAGAGGGAGGAGGAGACGGAGAGGGAGAGAUGGGGGAAGGGAGAGGUACUACGAGAAGAGAGGAAGGAGGAGGAGGUGGGAGUAUAGUUAGAGAAAGCGGGGAAUCAAUUCAUUCUUCGGUAGCAAGGUCGUUGAGAGCAGCAGCAGGAGGAGGAGGAGGAGGAGGAAGAGGAGGUGGUAGAGAAGCAUUGGGAGAGAGAGAAAGAGGGGGAGGAGAGUGUGAGGGAGAUAUGGAUGCCGCUGGUGCGUGGGAUGGGCCUCUGCGGGAUGAGAUGUUUAAUGGAUUUGAUUGCCUUCCGCUUGCUUCGUGGUGGAAGGACAUAAACAUCUGUACUUAUUUUAUGUUUUACAGACCAACUCGACUCUCCAUGCAUCUCAUGCGGCAAUGGAUACGUCGAAUGUGGCCCACUAAUGGAUCGUCGUCGGGACCGGCCCGCCAGAAUCAGCCACCAUUUAACGACGUUCUGGAGGAUUUUCGAUCGUUUUUCGAGGAGAAGAAGAUGAAGAAGAAGAAGCAGAAGAGAGGAGAAGGAGGAGAAGGAGGAGAAGGAGGUGCAGAGGAGCAGCUCCGUUUCAGAUUCCGAGUACUUCCAAGCAAAGUUUUCCCAUCUGGGCACACCAUCAAAUUUCCUGAGGAGAGAUCAAAGUGGAUAAGGUAUGGUGGAGGUGAUCCUUUAGUCUAUCAUGCUAAUUACCUUCUUGGACUGACUGAGAAGAGAGCAGGUCUGCAGAAUAACAGCCUGUGGUUCGUGAAUGAGGCUCCAGAUGGGACAGUGGAAUGGCCGCAAUUGCGCGGGGGAUGAGGGCCGUAGGACUCGGAGAGUAAUUAAUGUUUUUUACUC
Chara braunii is the source of this 2199-nucleotide messenger RNA. The record is from the annotation of a GenBank genome assembly. Lineage: Eukaryota; Viridiplantae; Streptophyta; Charophyceae; Charales; Characeae.